AUGUUGCUCUGGCUCAUCGUCCUGACCGGUGUUGCUUGCCUCUCGUGUCCCCUCCCCCCUGCCCCGGGACUUGCCUCCCACUCCCAUGUCGUAGCCACCUUGCGUCACCUCUUCCUCUCGGACAACAAGAUCACCAGUCUCCCGGCAGAGAUUGGGAAUCUCACCAACCUCUCCCUUAUUUCUCUCCGUGACAACCGCCUCACGCAUCUCCCGCCAGAGAUUGGCAAGCUCUCGAAGUUGGUCGAGUUCAAUAUCCAGGGCAAUGACAUUGCCUUCUUCCCCGCCGAGAUGGCCGGGCUCCCGCUGGAUGGGGAGGAGUCUGUGUUCAAGGCCGCCGGCAACCCCCUGAUCCCGGAGAUCGUCAAGGCUCUCGAGAAGAACGGACCGAAGGCGCUGCUGGCCUACCUGGCCUCGGAGGAGUACAAGCCGGUCUUGGAGAAGGCUCUCCAGGACUUUGAGAGCAAGGGCUCCAAGAAGAAGAAGUAG
Molecule: messenger RNA, 486 nt
Organism: Fonticula alba
Lineage: Eukaryota; Rotosphaerida; Fonticulaceae
Exons: 3
Coding region: 1-486 (161 amino acids)
Molecular function (GO): protein binding
Source: RefSeq, a predicted model, not a curated record